Messenger RNA from Scheffersomyces coipomensis, 681 nucleotides. Its product is annotated as N-acetylglucosaminyldiphosphodolichol N-acetylglucosaminyltransferase anchoring subunit. Gene Ontology annotation, molecular function: N-acetylglucosaminyldiphosphodolichol N-acetylglucosaminyltransferase activity. Gene Ontology annotation, cellular component: UDP-N-acetylglucosamine transferase complex. NCBI's taxonomy places the organism in Eukaryota, Fungi, Ascomycota, Pichiomycetes, Serinales, Debaryomycetaceae. The transcript has a single exon. Gene Ontology annotation, biological process: dolichol-linked oligosaccharide biosynthetic process. The coding region runs from base 1 to 681 and encodes 226 amino acids. The record is from RefSeq and is a predicted model, not a curated record.
AUGGACAAAGAGACAUAUCUAAGCAUAAUAGCAGUUAGUUUGCUUGUGCCAUGCAUUCUAAUUGCAAUUAGAUUGUUGCAGAUAUUGCCUUCAAGUCAUUUAGGAAAGACAUCUAGUAAAAUCAUUGUUAAUGAUAAUAUAAAAGGAAAACAUAUUAUGAUCCUUCUUGGUUCAGGGGGUCAUACAGGAGAAAUGAUGAAUAUCUUGUCCAAUAUAGAUUUGAAGAAUUUUAAUAGGAUUUGGGUGGCAUCCUCUGGUGAUUCAACUUCAUUACAAAAAGCACAGACAUAUGAAGAGAAGUUAGAAAAGACCAAGUAUUCAACUUCUUUCAUGACUUUAUACAGAGCUAGAAAAGUAGGAGAAUCUAUCCCACUGUCAAUUAUUAGUACAAUCAAGUCAUUGAUAUCUACAUUUACAAGUCUAUUAACAUUACCACAUAUACCUUCCAUUGUUUUAUUAAAUGGUCCAGGAACAUGUGUUCCAUUAGCUUACCUGUUAUUUGUACUUAAAUUCUUUGGACUCGCCCAUACAAAAAUCAUCUACAUUGAAAGUUUAGCAAGAGUUAAUAAUCUCAGUUUAUCUGGAAAGUUACUAUUACCAAUAUCAGAUAGAUUCAUUGUUCAAUGGGAAAAGUUAUCCCUUAAAUAUCAAAGAGCUGAAUAUUACGGAAUCUUAGUAUAG